Messenger RNA from Geodia barretti, 1260 nucleotides. NCBI's taxonomy places the organism in Eukaryota, Metazoa, Porifera, Demospongiae, Tetractinellida, Geodiidae. The record is from the annotation of a GenBank genome assembly.
AUGGCGUCAGCCGCGAAGAAACAAUACGGUUUGGGCAAAAAUGUGGAUGUAUCAUUUGAUGAACAAACCGGUGAAAUUGACGUUAAAGCAGCGAAAGAAGUCGUCAGGAUAGUUCAGAACCCUCAGAGUGAGAUCCUUUUAGAUGAGGCACGCAAGGAAAAUCCUGAUAUUCAGGUUGGGGAUUUUCUUUCACAGGGUGUCGAAACCGAGGGGCUGGGGAGGAUAGCUGCGCAAAUUGCUAAGCAAGUAAUAUUGCAGCGAGUACGAGAGGCAGAGCGUGCGAAUAUUUACGAAGAAUUCAAGGAGCGUGAAGGCGAUUUGAUUACAGGGUCUGUCUCCCAGGUAGAGCGCGGCAAUAUUUAUGUAGAUAUUGGUCGUACAGAGGCGAUCCUCCCUCGUCGGGAGCAAAUAUUCAGAGAGGUCUAUAAGCGUGGUGAUCGGAUCCGUGCUUCUAUUAUGGAGGUGCGCGAAAUAACGAAAGGUCCUCAAAUUGUUCUCAGCAGAACGCAUCCUGGCUUGCUGAUUCGUCUAUUUGAGAUGGAAGUACCGGAAAUUUACGAUGGCAUAGUGGCCAUAAAAGAUUGCGUCCGAGAGCCUAGUGGACGUUCAAAAGUUUCUGUUGUAAGUCAUGAACGAGACAUCGAUCCCGUGGGCGCAUGUGUAGGGACACGGGGCAGCCGUGUGCAAUCGAUUGUUCAAGAGCUUAGAGGAGAGAAAAUCGAUAUCAUCUCUUGGAGUGACGAUAUACGCACAUAUGCGGCUAAUGCGCUCAGUCCUGCCAAAAUCCAGCACAUCACUUUGUUUGAUGAUGAAGGUCGAAUGGAGGUAUUGGUGCCUGACGAUCAGCUUUCUCUGGCGAUUGGGAAAGGCGGCCAAAAUGUUCGCUUGGCAGCUAAACUCUUGGGCUGGAAAAUUGAUCUGAAAGGUGAGGGUGAGUAUCGACGCAUUAUUGCCGAGCAGGCAUUUUCGAGCGACGACCGCCAGGAGAAUGUUGCUGACGUGGAAGAUCAGGACGAAAGCAUUCAACCGACGGAAGCUGAUGGAGACUCUGCCAGUGAAUUAAUAGAAUUAGAUCUUGUUGGUGAGAAAAUGGCGCGGCUUUUGGCGGACAAUGGAUUUUCUACGAUUGCGGCGAUUAGCGCGGCAUCGACGGAUGAAUUAUGUGAGGUUCCCGGGAUUGGGCCCAAGAGGGCCGAGUUGCUGAUUGAAGCUGCUCGUUCUCAUGAAAAAUCCACUGGCAUGGAGUCCCAUGAGGGAUGA